Colius striatus (speckled mousebird) is the source of this 4875-nucleotide messenger RNA. It is a transcript of the gene MINDY4, whose product is annotated as MINDY lysine 48 deubiquitinase 4. The record is from RefSeq and is a predicted model, not a curated record. The transcript has 18 exons. The coding region runs from base 152 to 2422 and encodes 756 amino acids. Gene Ontology annotation, molecular function: K48-linked deubiquitinase activity; cysteine-type deubiquitinase activity. Gene Ontology annotation, biological process: protein K48-linked deubiquitination. Lineage: Eukaryota; Metazoa; Chordata; Aves; Coliiformes; Coliidae.
UGCACGCAGCGCCGCCGCUGCCGUCCAGCCCGCCGCUGCUUCAGGACUGCAGUGGUUAAAAGCCGCACCGAAGAGCUGCAAUGCCGGCAGACUUGAAUGAUUUGUUAGAUGAAGUAAAGGAUACACCCCCUAAGCACACUUUGGGCUAAAAAUGGACAACUCCUUUGUGGAAGAAGUGGCUGCAUCACUGGUGAGAGAAUUUCUCAGUAGAAAGAGAUUAAAGAAAACCAUCACUACCAUGGACCAAGAGCUUCCACGUUCUGCACUGAGCAUCAAUAACAGGAAUGAACUUCGAAAUGUCCUACAUUUGCACUCCUUGUACAAACAGAACAAGGCAAAGGAGAACCCACUGAAAACACUUCUUGAAAUUAUUACCAGUUACUUCCUUGAGCACCAUGGGAUUUCCAAAAGCAUCAGUUCAAGUUCUGCUCAGUCAACUCCUCAAAGCAAGGGCUCGGCAUCUCAUACCCCCGACUUCUCAGAUGAAGAUCACGUGCGUGGGAGUGCCACUAUGCUCAGUGACAGCGAAGGGCAAGCCUACAGAUAUGAUGUUGAUAGUCCACUAGAUAAAAACCUUCCAUACAGGAAACAUCAGCACAAAAGUGAAAAAUGCCACACAGGAACAAUACACAACAGCUACGUACCAUCUGAUAGGGAUAAGAAGUUCGAAGAUAGUCAAGAAGAUGUAAAAGCAACAACAGUUUCUAAGGAGCUGAAAUCCACAGUGAAGGACAAGGAGAAGCCAAGGUCCAGGUCUGGUCUCAUUGUCAGAGGAAUGAUGGCUGGACCAGUAGCAAGUUCACCAGAGGAUCUGCAGAAAAGGAGGCUUUCAAAACGAUCCACUAGCACAAGCAGCACAGCAGAGCUGAAGCAUGAAGAACAUGAUCUGAGUUUCCCAAGUGAUGAUUUUCAAGAAAGUAAAGGAUCUUCAACACAUGUAAAUAUGGAAUUUGCAUCAAAGACUAUGUCAAGUUCACACACAAGUUCAGCCUCUGAAAAAUUAAGAAACGUCCCUAAAGAUACAGAUGACUGUUUUGCCAUACUACUGUCUGAAAGAGAGAGGACCAAGACAGAAGAAAGAAAAUUAAUUCCAAGCUUUGUUACUGACAGCAAUGAAAAAGUCCUUAAAGUGAGUGUCACUCACAGACAUUCAGAGGCUGGAAGAGAAAAGAGAGAAAGAUCCCUCAAGAAAAGUGAGAAUCGAUUGUCAGGCCACAGAAAGACUCCAACAUCAGCCUGCUAUAAAGAAAACCAGAUGAAAGAUGUCCUAGAAGUAGUUGAUGUUGAGGAUGAAGAAACAACUGGAGAAGUUAGUAAGAACCUAGACCUUUCAACAGUGUGUAUGCUUCAAGUAGUAUCAAAGGCAAUUGAUAUUUCUCUUGCAAAAGAAUUAAAAAUUCUUUUGUUUGGCUCUGGUCUUUGUUGCUUCAGCGAAGAAUGGAAAAUACAAAGUUUUACAUUUAAUAACAUACCCCAGCUAAAAUACGGCAUUGUACAAAAAAAGGGUGGCCCAUGUGGAGUACUGGCUGCAGUUCAAGCUUGUGUCCUACAACAGCUUAUCUUUGCAGAUAAUAACAGGAAUAAAGACAUUUGUUCUCUUCAGCCUUCAGAAGUUCACAGGACUAAGUGCCUCACCAUGGCUAUCGCAGACAUAUUAUGGCGUGCAGGAGGCAAUGAAAAAGCAGUUGUGGCACUGCCAUCAGGAAGACAGCAAUUCACUCCCAUAGGAAAAUACAAGGCAGAUGGAAUCUUAGAAACUCUAAUACUACAUACUGCCACAAGAUAUGAAGAUCUGAUUGUAUUCCUUCAGCAGAAUAUUCAUCAGUUUGAAACUGGUCCCUGUGGGUGCAUCCUUCUGACUGUGUCUGUCAUCUUAUCAAGAUCUAUCAAUCUGGUGCGCAAUGAUUUUGAUGUGCUUACAAACCGAUUGAUUGGCAACCAUGGCUAUUGUACUCAGGAAUUGGUGAACUUGCUUUUGACUGGAAAAGCUGUGUCCAAUGUUUUCAACAAUGUGAUAGAGCUGGACUCUGGAAAUGGGAAUAUCACAAUUUUGAAAGGUAUCACGAGCCGCAGUGAUAUUGGUUUGCUGUCUCUCUUCGAGCACUAUGAUGUUUGUCAGGUUGGUUGUUACUUAAAAACCCCUAAAUACCCAAUUUGGCUGGUGUGCAGUGAAAGCCACUUCAGUGUACUUUUUUGUUUGGAAAAGGAUUUACUAGGUGACUGGAAAACAGAGCGAAGAUUUGAUCUAUAUUAUUAUGAUGGCUUGGCAAACCAGGAAAAGGAAAUACGGUUAACAGUGGACACAACUCAGAUGUGUACUGAAGAUAAGGAAAAUGAUCUUACUCCCCCACUUGAGCACUGUAUUAGGACAAAGUGGCAAGGAGCUGUUAUUGACUGGAAUGGCACAGAACCAAUCUUGUGACUGACCUGACCUGCACUGUAUUUGUGAGGAGAAAAAGGAAAUUACUGAAUUAGCACAUUCGUAUUCCCACCGAUACAGGAAAUAGGACAAAAAUUGUGCAAUUUACAAUGAGAAAGAGUGACAUGGUUUGCAGGCUGGAAGUGUUUCAUCUCAAUCACCUCAUGCUUCAGAUAUUUUAUUAAACAACACUUAUGCAAAUUCCUUGUCACUGCCUUUAACAUAAAACUUCUGAGAGUAGCCUGAGUCUCCACCACCAAAUCAGGGUUAUGGAUGAAGCAGUAAAGUUGUCAAUGUACCCUUAAGGUCUCUUUCUGGAUCCACUCUGUAUCCUGAAAUUGUUUCAAAACAUCUGAUGAAAGAUGUUGAACCCAGAUUUCUGUCAGUGUACAUGCCUUCCCUGUACUGCCUAGUUCUUCACCUACAAAACUCCACUGCAAAUAGAAAAUAUCCUCCAAGAAAUAUAUAUUCUCUUAUUUACCUGAUAUUAGUAAGCACCAUUUUGCACUAAACUGACUGAUAACCAUAUGGGCUUUUCAGAUAAAGCCUGACCUAUACAAAAUUCUUCUUGUGCCAUAAAAUUUACGAUAAGGAUUAUGAUAUAAUACCUGACUCUACUACAGGAAUGUUGUGUGGCUUUUGGCAAACCCUUUCAUCUUUUCUAUAUGGGGAUAUGUUUGUACUGUCAGCUACAGGUGGACUCAAUACUGCCUUUAAGAUACAUACACCAUCCAUACUUCAAACACUCAGUUUCCCAGGAAGAGCUUGCCUCAGUGUGAGCUUCAGUGUUUUUGGGAAGUGAAAGAUCCCAAGGAGUCAAGGAUUCCAGAUGCAAAGUCUUUUUUCCUCUUGCAACUACUGUCCACACAGUGCUGUAAAGCAAAUAUAGUUUGAUUUUCCCACCUACCUCAAGAGCAUAUAUAAUGUAAAGUAAGAUUUUUUUCAGACGCAUUUGGACAGAAAGUGUGGAGCUGAAAAUUGAUAGAAGAUUUUUGGAAAUAGAUUUAACAACAAAAAAAAUCCUUUUCUGGAUUUUCUAGUCUAUAUCAUUCAUUUUAAAGCACUACUUUUAAAUGUCAAUUUAGAGAUAACCUUCCACUCCCUGACAGAACAGCAAAGAUAAGAGUUCGUUUGGGGAAGGAGGGAGCUUCCUCGUGACAGGCAGGAUUUCAUCUGAUGCUUUCAGAGGAGAGGAGGUACCAGAGCAUGAUAUAUCUUUAGUUUAGAAUGACAAGAACUGUGCUCUAGUCUGUAGUAUGAUAGAGUGAGGCAACCCAAGAGGCUUGCCUCAAAUGAGUUUCACCCAUGAAGGUACAAGAAUUUUUCAGGGUAUAAGGAAGAGUAUAGAUUAAUAAAUAGAAUUUGUUUUAUGGUUUGUCUUGGAGGGUAAAUGAAGAUAAGGAGAGGCCCUGAAUUCUGACCCUCUUUGUAAAACAGACUGCAAAGAACUUUGGAGCUCCUUCAUCAAUAGUUAUGGAGAGCAAUUUUGCUGAAAAUUUCUAUAACAACAGAACCUCAGUAAGACGAAUUUUUCUUACCUGUUUGCCAUUGUUCCCACCUAAAUUUGUUCUGCAAAGUCCAUUGUCUGGCUGUCAAGUAUUUUAGAUGAACUAACUCUAUAUUUGCCUGUGCCCUCACUUACAAAGGCACAAAUAAAGCCUUCAGACAGUUUCACCUGCGUAGACUGAUUCCACCAAACUGAAGCUCUGGGAACUUCAGUAUUGUAGGCUUCUUCCACCAUCCUUGCUACUGGAGCAUAAAAGCAGUAUCUUCCUUCACCAGGGUUCAUUGCCAGUGUCCUUACUAGACAAGAGAGCUGGCAGGGCAUCUUUCCAUAAAGAAGAAAUGUAUGACCAGAACAUUAACUUAGAUCUAGUUCUUCUCUGAAAAAAAAGAUUGCAGAGCAUUACCUCAAUCACUGGCUGCAUCCAAAAGAUGACUUGCAUAUUUUUACUGAAUAUAAAGCACCAACAGUUUUCCCCUUAUGACAUUACAGGGCUUUUUGUGUCAAUUGGACAAGGCAUUGCAAAAUCUUAUAGGACAAUGCAAAAACCUUUGCACAGAUCUGUGUAGAAUCACAUCCUGUUCCAGCAGCACGCAUCUAUUUUUUUUAUAUUAUGUUUCCCUCUUCAUUGUUUCUCAUUUUCUUUUUCAUUGCUCAAUGAAUGUGACUUCCUGAAAUGGACAAAACAGUGACAACUUGAUAAUUGAGCAUGAAAAGGCAUUUGGUCUGAAUGAUGUCUGAAUUUCAUUCUCUUUUUUUCUGUGGCAUAAAAAAUUACAUCCUCUCCUGAAAAGUGACCCUUUAGCUAACAACAGACAUGGCAUAUUGUGGAUGUAGAUGAAUAUAUAAGACGAGAUCCUAUUUUGGUAAAAUGUCAUGCAUGCCAGCUUUCUGCAAAAUGUAUAUUUAACUUUGUCUUGUACAGAAUGUCCCACAAAAUAAAACAUUUAAA